Messenger RNA from Haliotis rubra (blacklip abalone), 576 nucleotides. Its product is annotated as U-scoloptoxin(16)-Er12a-like. The coding region runs from base 246 to 554 and encodes 102 amino acids. NCBI's taxonomy places the organism in Eukaryota, Metazoa, Mollusca, Gastropoda, Lepetellida, Haliotidae. The transcript is spliced from 3 exons. The record is from RefSeq and is a predicted model, not a curated record.
UAAAGUAGUUUCACUUCAGACACGAGGCGUUAGUCUAACGUGAAACCUUCAAUAGUACGUUGAUUUACAGGACGUUCGAACAUCAAACAGAAUCUCUUGGUGCUUGCUUCAUGACGUGUAUGUAUCUGCAUGUAUUGGAUUCCAACAUAGGCACUUGGAGUCACGUUUAACCAUUUUAGUGACAGCAGGCGGGUGAGAGAUUGUGAGCUAGCGGGCACCUGCUGUCUUCCACUACCGCCAACAACAUGCACUGUCUGUGUGCCGCACUAUUGCUGUCCGGGAUUCUGGGCAUAUAUGCCCCUAUCACAUUUGAUUCAGGAACCUGCGCGAACAAUGUUGGGCACGAAAUGGACUCUGGCACAUCGUGGUUCCACAAUGGGGAGUGUGCUAAAUACGGCUGCUUCGUGAAGAAUGACGUCAGGAUCAGAUACAGGGAAACAUGUCCAGACUACCCGAUCCCGAGUUGUCAGUACAACCUGAAGAAGGACCCAACCGGGCCGUUCCCGGAGUGUUGUGACGUUCCAUAUUGCACAGGUCCUCCUGUAGGAAAAUAAACUACCUCUUUUUGCGCCAAAA